Messenger RNA from Chaetomium strumarium, 396 nucleotides. RefSeq names its product phosphate transporter family-domain-containing protein. NCBI's taxonomy places the organism in Eukaryota, Fungi, Ascomycota, Sordariomycetes, Sordariales, Chaetomiaceae. The transcript has 2 exons. The record is from RefSeq and is a predicted model, not a curated record. Gene Ontology annotation, cellular component: membrane. The coding region runs from base 1 to 396 and encodes 131 amino acids. Gene Ontology annotation, biological process: phosphate ion transmembrane transport.
AUGUCCGUGGGCUUGGUCGCCUUCCUCGCCUCUUGGCUGCCCAGUCUGCCCAGUGGUCCAAGACCGUCCGUCGCAAGCCACAAGCUCGCCAAGAUGGUGCUCGACAGUUAUACCUAUAUCUUCGCUAUCGGCAGCUGCUUCGCCCUGCUCGAAGCCUACAACAAUGGCGCUAACAAUAUGGCGAAUGCGUGGGCUACCAGUGUCUCGUCGCGGUCCGUGACGUACAGACAGGCCAUGGUCCUAUACACCAUCUUCGAGUUAACCGGGGCGCACGCUGUGGGUGCCAGGACGGCGUCGACCAUCAAGAACGGCAUCAUUCCCUGCAGCGCUUUUGGCGAUAACGCGGGCGUCCAGCUGCUUGCCUUCGCCUACUCCUCCGCCGGCGCCACGCUAUAG